This is a messenger RNA of Amphiprion ocellaris (clown anemonefish), 3142 nucleotides long. Its product is annotated as leucine-rich alpha-2-glycoprotein-like. NCBI's taxonomy places the organism in Eukaryota, Metazoa, Chordata, Actinopteri, Pomacentridae. The transcript is spliced from 2 exons. Gene Ontology annotation, cellular component: extracellular matrix. Bases 144 to 1172 code for a protein of 342 amino acids. The record is from RefSeq and is a predicted model, not a curated record. Gene Ontology annotation, molecular function: protein binding.
GGUUUGUUUGCUUGGAUUUGUUUGCCUCUUGCAGCAUUUUGUCCUGACUCACUGCUGGGCAUAAAUACAGUCAGCAUUCUGUAAAUCCGAGUCCAAAAUCAGAAACAGAAGGAAUCCUGCUUUUGCUUUUCAGUGUUUUAAAGAUGAUCGUGUGGCUGCUCCUGACUUUCACUGCUCUGGCCGAGUCCAAUUUCCAAACAAGACGCCCCCACUCAUGCCCAGAUCUGUGCUCCUGCUCUUUAACAGCUUCAGGUGCUAAUGUGCUGUGUAGCCGAAGCUCCCUCACUUACUUCCCUGAACGUGGUUUACCUCCCAACACCACGCAUUUGUCCUUUCAAGGCACCCAGCUGAGCAACAUCACAGCCGGUCAUCUGAGUGCCGUGCCCUUCUUAACCUACCUCCGGCUGUAUUACAACAACUUGACAAGCCUUCCUCCGGAGCUGCCAGUUGUCAUUCCUCACCUAAAUGAGUUGGAUCUCUCAGGUAAUCAGCUGGUUCAUCUGCCUCCAAACGUCUUCAGCCACGCCUCACUCUACAGGCUGAUACUGAGGAGUAAUCUAUUAGAAAAAGCAGAUGCAGACUGGUUUCCUGACAACAGCAGCCUCACCUUGCUGGACUUGUCUUGGAACCGUUUAACCAGCAUCCCAGCUGCUCUGCUUCACAAGCUGCCAAAUCUGGAGGUUCUAGACCUGAAUGACAACAACCUGCAGGAGCUACAAGAAGAUGCACUGAAGAACCUGCACCACCUGGAGACGCUAAACCUUGGGGGGAACAAAUUAAUGACAUUGAGACCAGCAACCUUCGCUCACAACCUUAAACUAUCCCAACUGUGUCUGCAUGAGAACCGGCUCCAAGAGCUGCCAGCGAACCUCCUCAGGGGCUUGCAAAACCUUCAACUCUUGUUGCUCUUUAAGAACCAGCUUCGGUAUCUCCCCUCAGGUCUGCUGGAUGAGACGAAAUCCUCUUUUGGGGUGGUCUUAUCAGGGAACCCCUGGGAAUGUGAUGGGAAGAUAGAGUAUCUGUGGAAGUGGCUCACUGACCGGCUUCAAAAUGUUUUCUUUCUGAAGGAAGUGACUUGUGGUGGACCUGAAGCUUUCAAAGAUCAGCAAAUAGUGUCUUUAACUGAAAGCCAGCUUGGUCUGACAAAAUCACAAUCAAACAUCCACAACUAGUAUUGGUAAAAGAAAAGUGGAUGUUUUACUUUUGCUGUCCACAUUCCUGUUUCGAAGUUUUAAAAAAAAAAAAAACGUUCAACAGUUUCCCACUGUGUUCUCGCUGCUUUCCUGCUGUCUCUGCUUGAUUUCUGUGUUGUUUGGAUAUUGUCCAGCCCACCGGGUGGCGUAAGAUGCUCAAUUAAUUUUCAAACCAGCCAGAUGAACAGACAGUGCAGCUCAGUUAAGAACCAAUUUACUCAGUAAACCCCAGCCAAAAAUGUGUUCAAGCAAAUGCUGUUAAUAAUAUAUUAUAUCGAUUUUUAGAGACAAAACAAACUUUCUCUCAGCCUCAUAAUCUCAGAGUAAAUGAGCAAAUGGAAAGCAUGAACAACAUUUCAUUUUAUAUCAUAAUUUUGCGAAUCAUGCAUGGUAUUGUCAUGAAUGAGCGACAGUUCAAGAAAAGAAGGGAGAUUCAUGGUGGAGGAGAGUUGCAGGAAAAUAAAAAGCUCUUUAGAGAUUCUUACGGCGCAUCCUUACGCCAACAGAUCUGUCUCACUUGUUGUUGGUUGCAUCACAGAUUGCGGAAUUGUUUCAGUCGUGGCCUUUUGUUUUUAAUGAUGUUGAGCAUGUGGGAGUGCGUGGGCAGUGCAAUGGCUCAGUCUUGCAGCUGACCUCUUCUGGAUGUGUUUAAAUAUCUCCCUCUUUUCUCAAUCUUUACUUUCCUCCUUCUCGUUCAUGUUGCAUGUGAAUAUAUCUUCUUGCACACACACCCUUUCCCUUCGAUCACAGUGAGUGCACCAGACUGUAAUUUAUUAUCAAAUAUAAAACAUUACCUCCUCUAGAGGCUGUUACUUAUGAAAAUGAAACCUUGUUCGUAAAUAUUCCCCAAAGAGCAGAAGGAAAACUUUAAGGGUUGAUAUAUGUCUCUUAAUGCACUUCUCUGAAUUGUAUCCUGAAGGUUUAAGGUUGAAGAAGUGGACUUGUGGGUUUUGAAUCCCAAUUCUCAUUUAUGAAAAUUCCCUCGUGAUGAGAACAUCUGUCUGGAAAAUGAACACUCUCCUCCAAUUUAACUGCUGCCUUUUAAGACUUUUAAUCUCCAUCUGCUCCUGCAAAAUUAAAAACAGACUUUGGACAUUAUGAUCCUUUAGAUAAAUGAUGAUUCUGAUCAGUAUGGAGGAAUGGAGUCUUCUCUCUGGCACGCUGCCUGUUUGCUAAUGAUGACUGACAUGACACUGAAAUCUAAAAGGUGACAGAAAAAGCUUUCACGCUUUUGUAAAUUACUGUGGCCUUCCCGACUUAGUGGUGUAAUAAUGGACACAUGAUCUUCCUUGAUAGCUGCUCAUUAGCACAUAAUCGAGCACUUAUACUUGACAUUAAGCUCAGUAAAGUCUUUGCCUUCUAUUAUUUCUGCUUUAUAUUUCAUUUGAGGUAUUGUUCAUACUUAGUGAACUUGUAAUGGAAAAUUUAUUAUCUACAAGCCUUAUUAUCUGAAAGCAUUACAUAUUAUGUACAACAAUACAAUAUGUGCUACUUAGUACAGGUGGUCACAACCUUUUGAUACUUAUAACCUUUGAUGCUUGUAACCUUUGAUAACCUUGUUAAGCUGCUUGUGUCUGAUGACCUCUCAAAGACACCCCAUAAGGUAGAGAAUGUACGAAAAGAAAGUACCGUCUGUGCAAGAUAGACAUGUUACCUCUGAUUGAACCUGUCUCGACCCUAUGUCUCAAACUAUUCCGUCUGAAGGUGUUAAAACCAAUAUAGCAUUUCUAAGACAUUUUGCACCUGUGUCUCCAUCAGUUAUUUUUGUCUUUGCUGAAAGUUGGGUUUUUCCCCACGUGUUACUAUGGAUGCACAUACACAAUAAUUUUAAAGAAUGGUAUAAAAAUAGCUGCCUCUCUCAGUCUCUUCGUACUCUCCCAUAGACUGCUCUGCACUCUGUGUGACUUUGUACCUUUGAAGCUUCAAAUAAAACAAAGACAGCUUGUGAU